This is a messenger RNA of Suhomyces tanzawaensis NRRL Y-17324, 348 nucleotides long. RefSeq lists its product as uncharacterized. Lineage: Eukaryota; Fungi; Ascomycota; Pichiomycetes; Serinales; Debaryomycetaceae. Bases 1 to 348 code for a protein of 115 amino acids. Gene Ontology annotation, cellular component: vacuolar transporter chaperone complex; fungal-type vacuole membrane. The transcript has a single exon. The record is from RefSeq and is a predicted model, not a curated record.
AUGUCUUCCUCCACCAAAAGAAUUGCAUUACCAGCCAGAGUCGAACCAAAGGUGUUCUUCGCCAACGAAAGAACCUUUCUCUCAUGGUUGAAUUUCACCGUCAUCUUGGGAUCCUUGGGUGUCGGUUUGUUGAAUUUCGGAGAUUCUGUGGGUAGAAUCUCUGCUGGAUUAUUCACGUUCAUUGCCAUGUUAACUAUGAUUUACGCAUUAGUCACCUACCACUGGAGAGCCAAGGCCAUCAGAUUGAGGGGCUCUGGUCCAUACGAUGACAGAUUUGGUCCUACCAUGUUGUGUGUCUUUUUAUUGGUGGCUGUUGUCGUCAACUUCAUCUUGAGAGUCAGAUCUUAA